This is a messenger RNA of Echinostoma caproni, 294 nucleotides long. Lineage: Eukaryota; Metazoa; Platyhelminthes; Trematoda; Plagiorchiida; Echinostomatidae. The record is from the annotation of a GenBank genome assembly.
AUGAUUUGCUCCAAGGACCUAGCGGAAGUAGAACUACGAAUCAUCAAAUCUGCACUCCUGAAUAACGGAUACCUGGAGCGUUUCAUCGAGAAUAACUUCGUAGAAAAGCCGACGCUGCAAAAGCCAAUCACGGUCAAAAAGAAAGAACUUUUCUUGCAGCUGCCGUUCAAAGGCGGUACGAGUGGUAAUCUUCUAAUAAGACGUUUAGACAAAGCGAUUGAACGAACCNCCAGCCGCUACACUGCGUGCGAUUUUUACAAGCCGGCCACAGCUCUGCACAGGCCUCAAGGAUAA